Molecule: messenger RNA, 1566 nt
Organism: Haemonchus placei
Lineage: Eukaryota; Metazoa; Nematoda; Chromadorea; Rhabditida; Trichostrongylidae
Source: the annotation of a GenBank genome assembly
AUGAGUAUUGAUUACCACCAGCAUUAUUCUGGAAGCCGUUCGGUUGCCCAACGACUAAAACAGUGCUCCCUCAAGGAUCUCAAUAACACAACAUCAAAUGGUAGUUCCGCGUGCAAAACUCCCAAGUUGCUGGGCUGUAAACCGUCGCCGAAACUAACUUCGAAACAACGUAAUACAGUGCGCAUUAUCGCCCAGUAUCUUCGAGAUUUAGGACUAAAGGAGUCAUUGGAUGUUCUCACAGAAGAGAGUGGUUGCAAAGUCGAAAAUGCGAAUGCGCGACAAUUGCGCGAAGCCAUUUACCACGGAAGGUGGGAUGAAGCCACAGCGGUUUUGGACAAGUGCUACGCAAACCUCAAGCCUCUACAACUGCAGGCUGCAAAACUUAUCAUCCUAGAGGAGAAAUUCUAUGAUCUUCUGUAUUCCGGGAAUAUAUCGAUGGCCCUUCGCUUGCUUCGUGAGGAGUUCCCAAACACAGCAGCGGUGCGGGAAAAACGGUCCAUUUUGCCUGCCACUUUCAUACUUCCACCUGCGCGACUUGAGCAACUGCUCAAUCAAGCCCACGCUGCACAAGUUUCGAAAUGCCGAAAAAAGUCUACGCCUUUCUACGUUAAUACCCAGACACUGUGUGACCAUAAAUUUGAAGUUUGGUGUGUGGAGUUUUCCCCAGACGGAAGCCUCUUAGCCAGUUGUUCAAAGUCUACCCGCAUUUUUAUUCACUCGGUCAUCCGCGGUGGUGAAGAAGUGGAGCUGUUUGGUGAUAGCAACUUGCUGGCCGUUGCAUGUUCAGAACAAGCUCCGUUCGAUAUCAUGGUGUUCGCCGCAAAAGAAGGACGUAUGUUGCGAACAAUAAAUAAUCUGCCAAAUUCACUCUUCACGACUUGUGCCUUUUUCAAUGCACCUAACUAUUUCCUCAUUGUCGGCGAUGAACGAGGUCACCUUCAAAUAUGUGAUGUUAAGCAAUCAAAUGAAGUACUUGUACUCGGCCUAUGGGAAGGCUAUCGGAUCCGUGGUGUUUAUGGAAUGAGCGACAGCGUCACAGUUCUCGCUUCCGACACUCACCAUCGGUUGCGAAAGUAUCGAAUCGACAAUCGUAGUGAUGAGACUGUUUUCACGGAAGAAGUGCCCAUCAUUUCCUUCCGAGUGCACCCGAAUGAAAGAUUUGUUCUCACCACAACGCAACGUAAUCUCCGAAUGUGGGACUUACAGUCGAAGACGCUUGUAAGAAAUUUUUACGGUGCUCAACAAGCAAAUCUGGUUAUUCACGCUGGAUUUGGAGGUCUGGGUCAAGAAUAUGUCGCUACAGGGACUGAAGAUAAAAAGGUCAUGAUUUGGAAGAUUUCCAACAGCAAACAUGCGCUGAAGUUGAGAGGUCACAAGGGUGUUGUCAACGGCGUCUCAUGGAACCCUAAAUAUCCUAAUAUGCUGGCGAGUUGUUCACAGGAUGCUACAAUACGCAUUUGGAAUAUUGCUCGCAAUGGCCAGCCCCCAGAGCCACUCCUGAUGCAAAGGAAAGCUAACAAGAAGAAAGAGGGUAAGCAGUCACAAGAUUGUAAAGGAGACAACUGA